UCUCACUAUCCUCCCGUUGUCGUCGCCUCCUCCCGAACCACUCUCCCUAUCCCCGACUCCAGAACCCCUCCCCAGCAGGCUCCAAUGGCGGCGAAGGAACCGAUGCGCGUGCUCGUCACCGGCGCCGCAGGACAAAUUGGAUAUGCUCUUGUUCCGAUGAUUGCUAGGGGAAUUAUGCUUGGUGCGGACCAGCCUGUUAUUCUGCAUAUGCUGGAUAUUCCACCAGCUGCUGAAGCUCUUAAUGGUGUUAAGAUGGAGUUGGUUGAUGCCGCAUUUCCACUUCUCAAGGGAGUUGUUGCAACAACUGAUGUUGUUGAGGCUUGCACUGGUGUGAAUGUUGCGGUUAUGGUUGGUGGAUUCCCCAGGAAGGAGGGAAUGGAAAGGAAGGAUGUUAUGUCUAAGAAUGUUUCAAUCUACAAAUCUCAAGCAUCUGCCCUUGAAGCCCAUGCAGCCCCGAAUUGCAAGGUUCUGGUUGUUGCCAAUCCAGCAAACACCAAUGCUCUUAUCUUAAAAGAGUUUGCUCCAUCUAUUCCUGAGAAGAACAUCAGUUGUUUGACCCGCCUAGACCAUAACAGGGCACUCGGUCAGAUCUCUGAGAGACUUGAUGUCCAAGUUAGUGAUGUGAAGAAUGUUAUCAUCUGGGGUAAUCACUCUUCCAGUCAGUACCCUGAUGUGAACCACGCCACCGUGAAGACUUCCAGUGGCGAGAAGCCUGUUCGCGAACUUGUUAAAGACGAUGAAUGGCUAAAUGCAGGGUUCAUUGCCACUGUCCAGCAGCGUGGUGCUGCAAUCAUCAAAGCGAGGAAGCUCUCCAGUGCUCUCUCUGCUGCCAGCUCUGCUUGUGACCACAUCCGUGAUUGGGUUCUCGGAACCCCUGAGGGAACAUUUGUUUCCAUGGGUGUGUAUUCUGAUGGUUCAUACGGUGUGCCUGCUGGGCUUAUCUACUCCUUCCCAGUAACUUGCUGCGGUGGUGAAUGGACAAUUGUUCAAGGGCUCCCGAUCGACGAGUUCUCAAGAAAGAAGAUGGAUGCCACAGCCCAGGAGCUCUCGGAGGAGAAGGCUCUCGCCUACUCGUGCCUCGAGUAACUGCGUACCAGGGAGCAGCUGCCGCUCUGAUGUUUUGAAUAAAAGGAACAUUUUGGCUCCAUGAAACUCAUCUCAACUCAGAACAGUUGCACAUCGCGGUGCCUUUAGCUGGUUUUUCCAGUGUGUAUGAAUGAGGCUUUUGUAGCUCUAUUUUCGCCUGAUGAUUUACAGGACAGGAUAUUGGCAGGAAGAUUGGAACAAUUUGACGUCUGAUUAAAACCAACCUCUUAUUA
Lolium rigidum is the source of this 1319-nucleotide messenger RNA. RefSeq names its product malate dehydrogenase, cytoplasmic. The record is from RefSeq and is a predicted model, not a curated record. The transcript is spliced from 7 exons. Gene Ontology annotation, molecular function: L-malate dehydrogenase (NAD+) activity. Lineage: Eukaryota; Viridiplantae; Streptophyta; Magnoliopsida; Poales; Poaceae. Gene Ontology annotation, biological process: malate metabolic process; oxaloacetate metabolic process; tricarboxylic acid cycle. Bases 85 to 1086 code for a protein of 333 amino acids.